Leptosia nina is the source of this 1398-nucleotide messenger RNA. Lineage: Eukaryota; Metazoa; Arthropoda; Insecta; Lepidoptera; Pieridae. The record is from the annotation of a GenBank genome assembly.
AUGGAAUCCAAAUCUAUAAGAAUGGUUAAAGUAAUCCCAGUUUCAAAAAUAAAGAGAGAAUUACCAUCGUCUGAUGAGGAUGAUGACUCGGUGGCAUGCAAUAUUUGUACUAAGAUAUUUAGCAGCGAGAAAGCAUUGUCUAUCCAUAGUAGAUUUGAUCACCCAGAUGCUGUACUCAGGGGUGAAGUUAUUGGUAUAAAAGCAAAGAAGAAAAGUUCAGUUAAUUUGGAGAACAAAAAGAAAGCUAUAAAAAAGGCAGAAUUGAAAGAGCAAAUUAGAUUGAAAACUGAAAAGUUGGUUUCGUCUAUGGAACCUACAGAUAUAAUGACGAUGGCAUCUGCUGAUGUUAGUUAUAUAAUUAUUAAGGACGGUCAAGACAGCAUUGUUAAGGAGGUGGGCUCCGCUGAACCGAAAGCAAAGAGGCAGAAGAUCGUGAAAAUUAAAAGCACGCCCAAGAAGGAGAAGGAAGUUAAACCUAUAACUGGUCCGUUUGAAUGCCUUCAACCUUCAACACUCGUCUCGAACGCGACGUGUCAUCAAAUGUUCUUCUCCUGUUGCGAGUAUUCUAUACAUUACAGAGACGAACAUACACGACGAAGAAAGGGGAUAAAAUGUCAGGUGUGUGAGAAACCUCUGGAAGGAUCUGGCGAAAAGGACCUCCCUUAUAGUUGUCCGUAUUGCGGAGUUGAGUUCCAGUUCAGCCACGCACUAUCCGAGCACACAAGCACCGCCCACAAGAAGAUCAAACCCUACCAGUGCAGCAAAUGCAGUAAGCGCUUCACGCAGCAGGGCGGGCUGCAGCAGCAUAUGCGUUCACACACCGGCGACAGGCCGUUUUCAUGCACGUACUGUCCGAAAGCGUUUACCCAGAAAUCUGGGCUUGACCAGCACCUCCGCAUUCACACGAAGACCAAGCCGUACAAGUGCGUCAUAUGCAGCAAAGCGUUCUGUCAAUCGGUGCACUUGCAGCAGCAUAUGCGCACGCACACGAACGUAGCGCCGUUCCAAUGCAUCGUGUGCGAGAAACGGUUCAAGCAGAGCAGUCACCUAAACUACCAUUUGAAGUACCAUAAUCCGUUGAAUAUGAGCGGGGAGCAGAAGGAGAAAUAUAAGGAAUUGAUGAAGAAAAUGGGGAAGGAGGGGGUGUUUGAUCUGAUCGGGGAGAAAGACGAGGUGGUAGGGGACAACGAUGAGGUAGUGGAAGAGAACGCAGGAGUAACGGAAAAUGACAACAUUUCGGAAGAUCAGGAAAUAGAGUACGUAUCUGGGUUCGUCGAGUGCCAGGUAGAUGAUGACCAGAACGAUGGUCAGGUGAUAGAUAGUGUUGGGUUGUUGGGUGAAGUUGAGGCCCUAGAAGAAACGGAUAAGGACAAUAUUUAUAUAGUGUCUGACGGUUAG